Suillus fuscotomentosus is the source of this 288-nucleotide messenger RNA. RefSeq lists its product as uncharacterized. The transcript has a single exon. NCBI's taxonomy places the organism in Eukaryota, Fungi, Basidiomycota, Agaricomycetes, Boletales, Suillaceae. The record is from RefSeq and is a predicted model, not a curated record. The annotation marks the transcript as partial.
AUCAACUACACCAACUUCAAUAUUGCCAUGAAGGACAAACUCGCGAUCGAUCUCAAGGGCUGGCCUGAGGGUGUGCUGUUCCAGUCCCCCACCAGUAUAAAUGACCUCAAGGCCCUAUUGAAGGUCCGUGACGCGCUGAAGGAUGGAUCAUGCCACUGGUUUCGUAUGUCCCCACGUCAACGGGAGGAGUAUGCUGCCGAACUCGCAGCACGCCGAAAGAAAGGAGAAGUUAUUGGCAAGCCGCGCAAGAAGCGCGCUGAUGCUGGUGUGCCAUGCAAGCGCAAGGGA